AUGAGAAAAGCGAUUCGCUCUCCCCUCCGCCAAGGCUCCAAUACAGCAACUCACCUAUCAAAUGCACAUCACUGGGAAAACCCAAUCAAGCGAUCUGCAUCGACUGCCAUCAUUGUCAUCGCCCAUCAACAGAACCAACCUCCAAACACACAGACAUCACGAAACCAAACGGUGCAUCCAGACCAGACCACCAUUACAACUAUCCCCAUCGAGUACGGUAUUGUUCGGUGGCCGAACGCAUAUGAUUUUCCGGCCAUGUGGUGUGUGGACUCGUACACCCUUUUCUCCCGCAGAUCUUCCCUCUGCACGUCCCGUACGCAUGCCACUAACCGCCUUGGAAGCGUUCUUGGGUGGCCCUUCGUGGCGCCGCCUCAAUCGAACAAAGCACCAAGCCCAACACCAAACGCCAACCGCCAGGAAGAAGAAAAAACAAAGAAGAAAAGAUGGGCGAAUCUAAAUAUAUCUCACCCAGAGAAUACGAAGGUGAUCUCCACGAGGGGGGAGUUACAAAACAAAGGGAGUGACCUCCUCCACACAAGAGAUCGUCAAGCCUUCUAG
Messenger RNA from Hymenoscyphus albidus, 558 nucleotides. The record is from the annotation of a GenBank genome assembly. Lineage: Eukaryota; Fungi; Ascomycota; Leotiomycetes; Helotiales; Helotiaceae.